ACAAUAUAGAUAUGGACAAGUAUAAGCAAGUUGACAGGAUUCCACCUUAACCCAACCCAGAUUUUAAUUUCAUACGUUUAACCAACUAUAGGUAUAUCUUUAUCUUAUUCUUAUAACAAAUUUAAGUCUAAUUUUAUCCUCUUCUAUUUUCCCUUUUUUUUACCAGUUUCUAUCUAGUAUGCUUCGUCAUCUUUUACCCUCAUUUAGGCAUAUCAUAUUCAGUAUUGCAGCAACCAUAUCCAGCUAUUAUCUCUUUCUAUUAUGUAUCAUCAGGUCAAUGAUACCUUGUUCACCCUAUAAUUAGACCUCUACUCCUAUAUAAAAAGAAUUGGAAACACGAAAAAUGGAAAAAUAACACAUAGUUGAUAAGUCUUCAUUCUUAUCAAGAUUUUGCACGAAGAUAAUAAGAGAAAGCCUUUAAUAUAUCAUCACAAUGGAGCAGGGUGGUAAUGAAGACAAGGACACGACGAUCAACAAAUACGCCUUAGCUUGUGUCAUAGUCGCUUCAAUGGUAUCCAUCAUAUCUGGUUAUGAUACUGGUGUCAUGAGUGGAGCUCUGCUAUUCAUAAAGGAAGAUAUCGGAAUUAGCGACACCCAACAAGAAGUUCUAGCAGGAAUCUUAAACAUAUGUGCUCUGGUGGGAUGCUUAGCUGCUGGAAAAACCUCUGAUUACAUUGGUCGUCGCUACACAAUCUUCUUGGCCUCUAUCCUCUUCUUGGUUGGUGCAGUUUUCAUGGGUUAUGGCCCAAACUUUGCAAUCUUAAUGUUUGGAAGAUGUGUGUGUGGUCUGGGUGUGGGAUUUGCUCUCACAACAGCACCAGUUUACUCUGCAGAGCUUUCCUCUGCAUCAACUCGAGGUUUUCUAACUUCCUUACCUGAAGUUUGCAUUGGUCUUGGGAUAUUUAUCGGAUAUAUCUCAAACUACUUCCUCGGGAAACUAGCUUUAACACUUGGAUGGAGACUGAUGCUUGGCCUUGCAGCAAUUCCUUCACUUGGCUUGGCUUUGGGAAUUCUAACAAUGCCAGAGUCUCCAAGGUGGUUGGUGAUGCAGGGUCGUCUAGGAUGUGCCAAGAAGGUACUUUUGGAAGUUUCUAAUACCACAGAAGAGGCUGAACUUCGCUUCAGAGAUAUAAUAGUUUCUGCUGGGUUUGAUGAGAAGUGCAAUGAUGAGUUCGUGAAGCAGCCUCAAAAGUCCCACCAUGGCGAAGGGGUUUGGAAAGAGUUGUUCCUGAGGCCCACACCACCUGUUCGUCGGAUGUUGAUUGCUGCAGUUGGAAUUCACUUCUUUGAGCAUGCAACUGGAAUUGAAGCUGUGAUGUUGUAUGGUCCGAGAAUAUUUAAGAAAGCUGGUGUUACAACCAAGGACAGACUCUUACUUGCAACAAUUGGAACAGGCCUUACAAAGAUCACUUUCUUGACAAUAUCCACAUUUUUGCUUGACAGAGUUGGUAGAAGACGCCUCUUACAAAUAAGCGUUGCAGGAAUGAUUUUCGGGCUUACAAUUUUGGGCUUCAGCUUGACCAUGGUGGAAUACUCUAGUGAAAAGCUUGUGUGGGCCUUGAGCCUUAGCAUUGUGGCAACAUACACUUAUGUUGCUUUCUUUAAUGUUGGGCUUGCACCUGUGACAUGGGUGUAUAGUUCAGAGAUAUUCCCUUUGAGGUUGAGAGCACAAGGGAAUAGCAUAGGAGUUGCGGUCAACAGAGGCAUGAAUGCUGCUAUCUCCAUGAGUUUUAUUUCCAUCUACAAAGCAAUCACUAUAGGUGGGGCCUUCUUCUUGUUUGCUGGCAUGUCUGUGGUAGCUUGGGUGUUCUUUUACUUCUGCCUUCCUGAAACCAAAGGCAAGGCCUUAGAAGAGAUGGAAAUGGUCUUCUCCAAAAAAUCCGAUGAUAAAACUGUAGCGACAUGAGCGAAUACAAGAUGAUUGUGUUUGGUAGAAACAACAUUGGACAAGAUGGCGUGUGCAAUUUGGCUUAAGGCUAUUAAUAUAAUCAACAUUUUCCAUGUUAAUCGGUCGGGGAUACAUGCAAAUAAUUCUUCAUCAUCCUUCUUUAGAAAAUUGUACAUCAUAAAAAAUUUCCCUUGUAAAUAUAUAAAAAAAAAUUGCCCUUGUAAUUUUUUGUAACAUGGAAAAAUCUUAAGAGUAUUUUUAUCUCAUUUUCUACCA
This is a messenger RNA of Lotus japonicus, 2164 nucleotides long. Its product is annotated as probable polyol transporter 6. The coding region runs from base 434 to 1906 and encodes 490 amino acids. Gene Ontology annotation, cellular component: membrane. Gene Ontology annotation, molecular function: carbohydrate transmembrane transporter activity. The record is from RefSeq and is a predicted model, not a curated record. Gene Ontology annotation, biological process: transmembrane transport. The transcript is spliced from 2 exons. Lineage: Eukaryota; Viridiplantae; Streptophyta; Magnoliopsida; Fabales; Fabaceae.